Apodemus sylvaticus (European woodmouse) is the source of this 897-nucleotide messenger RNA. RefSeq names its product olfactory receptor 10AG1-like. The record is from RefSeq and is a predicted model, not a curated record. The transcript has a single exon. Gene Ontology annotation, cellular component: membrane. Gene Ontology annotation, molecular function: G protein-coupled receptor activity; olfactory receptor activity. Bases 46 to 897 code for a protein of 283 amino acids. NCBI's taxonomy places the organism in Eukaryota, Metazoa, Chordata, Mammalia, Rodentia, Muridae. Gene Ontology annotation, biological process: G protein-coupled receptor signaling pathway.
GUAAAACAAGAAGAAUUUGAGGCCAUAGACAAUGUUUCCACAGUGAUGCAAUUUGUUCUCAUAGGAUUUUCUGACCUGCCUAUCCUCCAAGGGUUUCUAUUUGCAGUAUUUUUUGUAGUUUAUAUAAUUAUCCUGAUUGGAAAUUUCCUCAUAAUACUAAUAACCAGCAUGGACCCUGCAUUACAGAAACCCAUGUAUUUUUUUCUGGCAAAUUUUUCCUCUCUGGAAAUCUGUUAUGUGUCAGUUACAGUCCCAAAGAUUCUUUUCAACAUUGAGAAACAGGACAGAAGAAUUUCAUUGAUAUCCUGUGCUACACAACUGUGUUUCUUUCUUGUUUUUGGAACUACUGAAUGUUUGCUGCUGGCUGUAAUGUCCUAUGACCGCUAUGUGGCCAUAUGUAACCCUCUGCAUUAUCCAUUGGUUAUGAACCCAACAAAGUGCAUACAGCUGGCAGUAGGCUCCUGGCUUGGAGGCAUCCCAGUCCAGAUAGGACAAACCUGUCAGAUAUUCUCUAUGCAUUUUUGUAAUUCUAACAAAAUUAACCACUUCUUCUGUGACAUACCACCAAUUCUCAAGCUGGCUUGUGGAGACACUUCAGUGCAUGAACUGUCUGUCUAUGUGGUUGUUAUGGUGGUGGCUGCACUCCCCUUUAUACUGGUGCUUGCAUCCUACAGCAAAAUCAUUGCCACCAUCCUGAGGUUGCCAACAGCCACAGGGCGGGCAAAGGCCUUCUCCACAUGUUCUUCCCACCUGCUGGUGGUACUGCUGUUUUAUGGAACUGACAAACUGCUCUCUCUGUUCUACACCAUUGUGACUCCCAUGUUCAAUCCACUGAUAUACAGCCUUAGGAACAAGGAAGUGAUUGCUGCACUGAGAAAGUUAAUACUCCAAAAAUAG